AUGUCCCUGCAAAAUUUCUCUAACGAUGAAUACGCAUAUUCAGAAGAAUCGCAGUUAUUACCAAAUGAAGAAUCUUCCGAAUUAUUAUCUAAAGAAUCACCCUUAUUAUCUGACAAACAACAGCCUUUAUCAUUAGAUAAAGAUCCAUUAUUAUUAGAUGAUGAACUUUCUUUGGAUGAGCCCUCUAUAGAUAGUAAACCUGUCUCAGAUGAAGAAUCUCUUUUAUUACUAGAAGGUUCAUCUAAUUCCACUCAAAAUACAAUCACGGAGGCGUCAAAAUCAUCACAACAAAAUAUUAUAGUUAAAAGGAAAAGUAAUAGUAACUUACGAAAUAACAAUGCUAAUAAAAAAUCUAAACCAGAGAAAAGUUGGGUAUGGCAUUACAUGAAAAAAGACAAACCUGCCAAAAUAAUCUAUUGUCGAGCAUGGGUCGGUGAUGAUAAUCUUAAACAAUGCACAAGUACUUUUGAAAUUGCAACAAGUACAACAAAUUUAGCUAGCCAUCUUCGAACCGUACAUAGAUUAAGUAAAACUGGUCCUUUAUUACCUUUAAGUGGCGAAAAAGAAACAGUACAGUUACAGCCUGUUAGAUUAGACCUGUCACAGUCUACUUUAUUAGAAUUAGUUAAUCAUCUUGCAAAAGAUAAAGAAAGAGAUGUUAGAAAUAAUGCUAAAGCACUUGAAAAGCUACUUCUUGAUGAUGAUGAUUUGCUAGGAAUCCAGGAGUUGGUUGAAUUGUUAGGUCCAUUUGCACAUGUUACAACUAUAGUAGGUGGAGACCAUUACCCUACUCUUUCAAUGAUGUUACCAUUAGUUAGAAUUUUGCAAGAACACUUAUAUCAAAAAGAAGAAACUCUCACACACCCAAUUAUUCGUGAUGUACGUGACGAAAUUGAGCUGUCAUUUGGUGAACGUUGGGAAGAACCCGGGCCAGAAGGAUAUGUUGCAGCUAUGUUGGAUCCAAGAUUUAAAGACUUAGGUUUUGAGCCGGCAAAAUUUGAAUCAACAAAAGAUGAAUUAAAAUGCAGGAUGAUGGAAUAUAUAGAAAAUAAUAAUUAUUCUUUACCCAACAAUAAUUUACCUACUUCCCUAUUAAGCUCACUAUUCGAAGAAACUACCCACCAGUC
Messenger RNA from Racocetra fulgida, 1127 nucleotides. The record is from the annotation of a GenBank genome assembly. NCBI's taxonomy places the organism in Eukaryota, Fungi, Glomeromycota, Glomeromycetes, Diversisporales, Gigasporaceae.